Fusarium poae is the source of this 510-nucleotide messenger RNA. RefSeq lists its product as uncharacterized. The transcript has 2 exons. Bases 1 to 510 code for a protein of 169 amino acids. The record is from RefSeq and is a predicted model, not a curated record. Gene Ontology annotation, biological process: protein acetylation. Gene Ontology annotation, molecular function: N-acetyltransferase activity. Lineage: Eukaryota; Fungi; Ascomycota; Sordariomycetes; Hypocreales; Nectriaceae.
AUGGCAUCCUCACCACUAGUCCGAGAGGCAUCUUCAUCAGAUGUUCCUCAAAUCCUAAGCUUUAUUCGUGACGGCGGAGAAGAGCAAUCUCCCGGGGCCCACGUCGCUGCUACAGAGGAAACGCUGUCAAAGACGCUAUUCCUUUCAGACGUAUCAGACAACAAGCCUCGUUUGGGCAGACCACUUCUCAUCUUCUCGCCUGAUGGGAAACCGGCGGGACUUUUAAUCUACUUCUUCAACUAUACAACAUGGGGGGCUGCACCUGGGGUUUGUAUGGAGGAACUUUAUGUCGUUCCCGAGUAUAGACGACAUGGCUAUGCCCGAUUGCUGGUUCAGGCUCUAGCCAGAGUGGCCAAAGAAGCUGGCUGUGUCAAGAUGGAGUGGCUUUGUCUUGCGGAUAAUACAAAGGCUUUGAAGUUUUAUGAGAAGUUGGGAGCUGUGCGGAAGCAUGAUUGGACUGUGCUCAAGGUUGAUCAGGAUGGUAUUGAUCAAUUGAUGCGGGAUGAUUGA